ACAACAAUAGUGAUCAAUAAUAUGCCACUGAUUAGUAAAGGGCUUACCGGAUAUAUAAGCAAUAGCUAGCGACCAAGCUUACAGGUAUCAUGGCAGACUGGUAAGAGUGAAAACAAACCAUUGCUAAGGGUAGUACCAUACGUGACAAUGAGCAGGUUUACCCCUGGCCCUCGUGUUGUGACCAUCUACAAAACUGACACGGGGUUCGGGUUUAAUGUGCGAGGACAGGUCAGCGAAGGAGGCCAGUGGAGACCGAUAAAUGGCGAGUUAUAUCCACCCCUCCAACAUGUCUCCGCGGUAUUGGAAGGAGGGGCGGCUGAACAGGCUGGCAUUCGCAAGGGAGAUCGCAUCCUCGAAGUGAAUGGAGUGAAUGUGGAAGGAGCAGAGCAUCGGUAUGUAGUUGAACUCAUCAAGCAGGGAGGUGAUGUUUUGAAAUUGACUGUAAUAUCUGUGUCACAGAAGGAGGCUGAGAGAUUGGAACCAAGUGAAGAAACCUCUGGUUUUUCAUACAUUGACUACAGUGAAAAACGCUCUCUCCCAAUAUCGAUUCCAGAUUACUCGUAUAUUGAGUCUGGUGUUGAAAAAUAUGUUGUCUUCAAUAUUUAUAUGGCGGGAAGACACUUGUGUGCCCGCAGAUACAGAGAAUUCUCAAAUCUACAUAAUAAUCUCAAACGAGAGUUCAUGGACUUCAACUUCCCAAAACUGCCUGGGAAGUGGCCUUUUUCGUUAUCUGAACAACAGCUAGAUGGAAGACGUCGAGGACUUGAAUUAUACCUUGAGAAAGUUUGUGCUGUUCGUGUCAUUGCAGAAUCUGAUAUAAUGCAGGAUUUCUUGAAUGAUUCUGAUGAUCAUCAGGGUAAUAGUAUUCGUGUGGACCUGAAGGUGCUACUACCUGAUAAGACUGUUGUAACUGUAACACAAGCAAAGAAUGUACUUGCUCAUCAGGUCUAUCAAGCAGUAGUCGAAAAAAUCAACAUUCCCCCAGAAACAGCCAAAUGUUUUGCUCUAUUUGAAAUAGUAGAAUAUAAUUUUGAACGUAAAAUAUGUGAUGAUGAGCUGCCUCAUAACUUAUACAUUCAGAAUUAUAGUACAGCAACUGCAACCUGUUUAUGUAUACACCGUUGGUUAUUCAAUCCACAUCGAGAGUUACGUCUGUGUAGUUCAGAUGAUACUGCUCACACCUGGCUGUUCUGGACUGCGGUAGAAGAUGUCAAUAGAGGUCAUAUCAAGCCCACAGAUCAAUUAUAUCAACUAAAAGCAUUACAAGAUGAAGCUCGAAAAGAACAGUAUUUACAGGUUGUACGAGGAUGUGAAGGCUAUGGUGAUAUUGUUUUUCCUCACUGUCCAUGUGAUUCCCGUAAAAGAGGCCAUGUGGUGGUAGUGGGUUACAAGUCCUUCAGAUUGCAGGCCUGCAAAGAGGAUGGCACAUUACAGACACAAGUGAUAGAUUUUGCUUGGUCUACCAUUGAAAAGUUUGAAUUAGACGAUGAAACUAUGGCAUUUUGUUUCCUAUAUAGACAGACAGAGGAGCUUAUCAGAUGGGUUAAGAUAUUCACUCCCUAUGUAAGUAUAUUAAGACUUUUUAUUACAAUCCCAUAAAUAAUUUAGCAUUCU
Messenger RNA from Macrobrachium nipponense, 1614 nucleotides. RefSeq names its product sorting nexin-27-like. Gene Ontology annotation, biological process: intracellular protein transport; signal transduction; endocytic recycling. Gene Ontology annotation, molecular function: phosphatidylinositol-3-phosphate binding; protein binding. The record is from RefSeq and is a predicted model, not a curated record. Gene Ontology annotation, cellular component: early endosome. Lineage: Eukaryota; Metazoa; Arthropoda; Malacostraca; Decapoda; Palaemonidae.